This is a messenger RNA of Drosophila obscura, 1230 nucleotides long. Its product is annotated as protein dead ringer-like. Lineage: Eukaryota; Metazoa; Arthropoda; Insecta; Diptera; Drosophilidae. The record is from RefSeq and is a predicted model, not a curated record. The transcript has 3 exons. The coding region runs from base 369 to 773 and encodes 134 amino acids.
GGCACGGAGGGAGCAUCCAUCCAUCCUUCUCGUUACUGCACAAGAAUUUCAAAUUGUUAUGCAAAUUUUUUGUACCCCAACGGAACAGAGGAGGAGAGUAGAGGUGCUGCUGUUGUUGCUACUGUGUCGGAUGUCUUUGGGGUACGUUUUUGUUCAGGUCCCGGUGCCAGUCCCAAUCCCGGUCUCGGUUCCCGUCCCGAGGAAAGUGGCGAGAACAAAAGCGCCAGGCAAACGCCAUAAUUCAAGUGGCCGCAGCGAUUUCAUGCCUGAUUUCAAUUAUCAAUACGCGCCAUCGACAGCAGGCGACAGCACAGGCCAGGAACCCAAUCCCGGGUUGGUUUCGCAGCCACAGCCACAGCCAGAGGCAGAUGGUGAGGCAGAUGGAAGGCAGAUGUAGAGGCUUGGUGAAGGAGCAGACACGUCGAACAAUUGAACAAUGGGCACAAAUCAUUUCAUAUGCCAAACGUGUGGUCGAUGAUUGGAUAGCCCCACCAGAGCCAGAGCCGCAACCACAGCACCAGAGACAGAGGCAGCGACAGAAGCAGCAGCAGCAGCACCACCACCACCAAAAACAACAACUAAAAAACCCACUUCAUCAUUCAACGUUCCCUUUAAAGUCUUCUGUUCUUUAUGGCAUAUUUAUACCCGGUACUUGGCACCGAAAUGGGAUAUGUUUGGUUGCUGGAGAUGUUUGCGGAAGGUGCAUCGAAUCAACCAGAAUCAUGUGGUUUGUUAUAAGAUCACAAGUGUCUGAAUCUUUGCUUCGAAUAUAGAGUUACCAGAGCUCCUUAGGUCUCAAGUUCUGUCUUUCGUUGAUCUCGCCCCGACCAUCAGCAGCUGGAGGGCUGCAAUCUGCCGCCCAUCAUCAGAGUGUUGAAUGCAGCGAAAAAAAUGUUUGUGUACAGCAUUGAAUUUCACAGGCAAACAAACACACAGAUAGAGAUACAGAUAGAGGAGCUGCUGAAGAAGGUGUCGUUUGAACGAGUAUUUGUGUCUCGUUUUGGUUCAUAUUUAAUGCUUAGCUGGGUCUCAGUCCAUUCCAUCAUCUGUCAACAGGAAUCCAGAACACAGACACCAAACAGAGCAGAGUCCAAGUUCAUGUUAGAGUCAAAUGUGCGCAUUAAAUGUCAAUAAUCAUAAGUUUGUUCAUUAUACACUAGCAAAAGUAGAGAUAAUGAUGUUGAAGAGAUGUUUUGUAACCAUUUAAUGUAUAUUCGUAUGUUCAUUAAA